AUGCUGCUCGACACUUCCCAAGUUCCUCCCCCCAAGCCGUGGGAGAGACUGUCAGGGAAUGCUCAGGGUGGAAAUGUGGAGAGAGGGGUUCUUACACAAGUUGAAAGAAGUCAAGGAGACUCGCGAGGGACAGCCCCCUUCUCCUCUUCUGUUUUGACGCCACCAGACCCAACCCAGUCGACUGUAGUGUCUUCGUUGGGGGCUAGUGAGACAGCUCUCGCUCUAGGGCGCGCUGUAGGCAUAGCUAGCGACAGCAGCUCUCAUCAGGGAUACGAUGCUGAAUCUCUUAGCAGGAUUUACAGUAGAGGAACAGCCGUAGACGCAUGCAACAGCAACACCAAUGCGUAUAACUGGAACGCCAGUUACACACAAAGAAGCAGAGAGGAUUAUGUUGGAAAUCACUAUUAUACCGCUCCUACGACAGGAAACUACUAUGGGAACCUCGGAUUUGGAACAACGAAUCCUCUCUACGCUUCCUCCUAUGGAGCCUACAGAAAUGCUCCGAACCUAUCUUUUGUCGACGAUGAAAUACCGGUGCUCUCGCGCAUGUGA
Molecule: messenger RNA, 552 nt
Organism: Neospora caninum
Lineage: Eukaryota; Apicomplexa; Conoidasida; Eucoccidiorida; Sarcocystidae
Exons: 2
Coding region: 1-552 (183 amino acids)
Source: RefSeq, a predicted model, not a curated record